AUGCUGUGCCGUCUGCCCUCCAGGCUGCCAGCCAGGAUGUGGGGAAGGACUUCGGAGAAGCAGUCAUGGAGGCACAGCAGUCAGACCCCUUCCCCAUGUCUUAUCCAUAGACUUGACCACAUUGUGAUGACAGUAAAGAGUAUCAAAGACACCACCAUGUUUUAUUCCAAAAUUCUGGGCAUGGAGAUCAUAACAUUCAAGGGAGACAGGAAAGCAUUGUGUUUUGGAGACCAGAAAUUUAACCUUCACGAAGUGGGAAAAGAAUUUGAACCCAAAGCUGCUCACCCAGUUCCUGGCUCUCUGGACAUAUGUCUGAUCACAGAGGUACCUUUGAAUGAAAUGGCCCAGCACCUCAAGGCUUGUGAUGUCCCUAUUGAGGAGGGUCCAGUUCCCAGAACUGGGGCAAAAGGGCCCAUUAUGUCCAUCUACUUCCGAGACCCUGACGGAAACCUGAUUGAGGUGUCCAACUAUAUUUCCCCAUGAUUGAAGCUCGCCUCCUCCAUUUUGUUCCCUGGAGUGUUGCCCGUUUUCUUCCCCAAGACCCUCACCAGACCCAGAGGCCUCCAAGAACUGAUGACUUAGGCACUUCAC
Messenger RNA from Eptesicus fuscus (big brown bat), 591 nucleotides. It is a transcript of the gene GLOD5, whose product is annotated as glyoxalase domain containing 5. The coding region runs from base 1 to 483 and encodes 160 amino acids. NCBI's taxonomy places the organism in Eukaryota, Metazoa, Chordata, Mammalia, Chiroptera, Vespertilionidae. The transcript is spliced from 4 exons. The record is from RefSeq and is a predicted model, not a curated record.